Messenger RNA from Helianthus annuus (common sunflower), 1821 nucleotides. RefSeq names its product sucrose nonfermenting 4-like protein. The record is from RefSeq and is a predicted model, not a curated record. The transcript is spliced from 12 exons. NCBI's taxonomy places the organism in Eukaryota, Viridiplantae, Streptophyta, Magnoliopsida, Asterales, Asteraceae. Bases 328 to 1467 code for a protein of 379 amino acids.
CCAACACAACAACAUAUUAUUACGUUCAAGGUAAAACUCCCACUCCAAAAUCCAAAUCCCCCCCAUCUUCCUCAUCAAAUUUCAUGCUUUUCGAUCCUCAAUCCGGAUAACAAUGCUCCCAAAUCACACGCCUCACAAUCCUCCAAUCAAUAUCCUGUAAAAAAAACCCUCGCAAUUUCACCUCUCUCCUUGAUUCUUCGCUCCACUCGUCAUUGAUAUAUUGUGGAUUCUGUGCGCAGUACGUAUUCUUUGUUCAGGGUGGUAAACUGAUGGAAAACAGUCCUUGAUACUGUAUUGAGCACCAUCUUUGUCGGUAGAGAGUCUGAUAUGAUUCCUCGAUUUCCGGUGUCUAAAACUCCUGGCAUUAGCGGAGACAGUAUGGAAAUUGACGGUGAUCCUUUUCAUCACGCAGAGGCGGUUCCAAAGAUACUGGAUGCUGACGUGGAGUUAUCUCGCCAUCGCAUAUCCGUAUUUCUUUCUACACAUACUGCAUACGAGUUGCUACCAGAAUCUGGCAAGGUUGUUGCCUUGGAUGUCGCCCUACCAGUUAAGCAAGCUUUCCACAUUCUGUAUGAACAGGGAAUAUCAGUUGCCCCCCUUUGGGACCAUGACGUUGGUCGAUUUGUUGGAAUACUCAGUCCAUUAGACUUCAUCUUAAUACUUAGAGAGUUGGGGAAUCAUGGAUCAGACUUGACUGAAGAAGAGCUUGAAACCCAUGCUAUAUCCGCUUGGAAAGAGGGGAAGUUACAGCUUACCAGGAAAUUUGAUGGUAAUGGAUCAUUGCAUCCAAGACGUCUCAUUGAUGCUGGGCCUCACGAUUCACUAAAAGACGUUGCUUUAAAACUGUUGCAAAACAAGGUUGCUACUGUUCCAAUAAUCACACAUGAUGGUUCUGUCCCUCAGCUGCUACAUUUGGCAUCCUUAACUGGAGUUCUAAAAUGCAUCUGCAGACAUUUUAAGCAUUCACCAGCCUCCUUGCCAAUUCUUCAACAACCAAUCUGUUCAAUUCCGUUGGGCACGUGGGUCCCCAAGAUUGGGGAAUCAAACGGACGACCCUUUGCAAUGUUGCGACCAAAUGCUUCACUUAGUGACGCCUUGUCUUUAUUAGUUCAAGCUGAAGUGAGUGCAGUACCUAUAGUGGAUGAUAAUGACUCUUUGCUUGAUAUAUACUCCCGCAGUGAUAUCACUGCUUUGGCGAAAGACAGAGCAUAUGCACAAAUUCACCUUAAUGAACUCAGCAUUCAUCAGGCAUUACAACUCACUCAAGAAGCAAGUGCAACAUACGGCUUUUUUAACGGUCAAAGAUGUCAUAUGUGUUUGAGAUCUGAUCCACUGCAUAAAGUUAUGGAUAGGCUCGCUAUUCCUGGUAAUUUAUUUCUGCAGCUAAUGCUAGAAUCCUCACCUCAAUGUUGCGGUAGCAAUUUCGACCCAUUUACCUCUGAAUGGGAGUUAGGAGACUUGUUAUAGUGGAAGCAGGAAGCAAGCGCGUAGAGGGCAUCAUUUCCCUAACCGAUUUAUUCAGGUUUUUGCUUGGGUAACCAAACAAUUUCUGUAGUCCUCAUCAUAACUGCUAAAGGAAAUGAAAGUUCUUUGGUAUGGCGGGUAGUCUUCGGUUGUUACAAGUCCUGAGCUUUCGACUCUCAAGUUUUCUUUUUCUUUUUUAAUCUUAUUGCACUAGUUCAAACAGAAAUUUCUGUAAAUUUCAAGAAGAUUCAAUGUUUUUUUUGUUGUCCUGGCUUUAAUGUAAGGCAUCAUUGUCAAGUCUGGCAUUAAUGUAUUUUAUUUUAUUUUAUUGUGUUAGUUCAAAGAAUUUUCUGUAAA